This is a messenger RNA of Cannabis sativa, 933 nucleotides long. Its product is annotated as cytosolic sulfotransferase 15. Lineage: Eukaryota; Viridiplantae; Streptophyta; Magnoliopsida; Rosales; Cannabaceae. Gene Ontology annotation, cellular component: cytoplasm. Gene Ontology annotation, molecular function: sulfotransferase activity. The transcript has a single exon. The record is from RefSeq and is a predicted model, not a curated record. Gene Ontology annotation, biological process: sulfation. Bases 1 to 933 code for a protein of 310 amino acids.
AUGGAGAGAUCAGAAGAGAGUAUUGAUCAAAUUCUUGCAAAGCUUGAAAAGGUUAAAGAUCCAGUUCGUGAUAACUAUAAUUAUUAUUGUUAUCAAGGAUUUUGGAUCCAAGAAGUUAUAUUGAAACGUAUAUUAUCUUUUCCAAUUGAUCAAUUUGUGGCACAAGAUGAUGAUAUUUUGUUAACUUCUUGCCCAAAAUCAGGUACUACUUGGUUACAAUCUCUUGUUUUUUCUAUUGUGAAACGCAAUAGUAAUAGUAAUAGUAAUAACCCUUUGAUUAGUUCCAAUCCACAUAAUCUUAUUCAUCCACUUGAAUUGUCCUUAAACGACGAAUCGAAGCAAAGGAUUAUGUUUACGCAUUUUCCUUACUCUGCGUUACCACCCUCGAUCAAGCACUCUAAGUGUAAGAUCAUAUACAUAUGUAGAAAUCCAUUGGAUUUGUUUAUUUCACAUUGGCAUUUUGUUCAUCAGAUUCUCGGAGAUGUUAUUGAACCAAAUCAUUUAGAAGAGUGUUUCGAUAUGUUUUGUAAAGGAAUCCAUGCGUUUGGACCGUUUUGGGAACAUAUUUUAGGGUUUUGGAAAGCAAGUUUAGAAAUGCCUGAGAGGAUAUUAUUUCUAAAAUACGAAGAACUUAAAAAAGACAACGUGUUUUUUAGUAAAAAGAUAGCUGAUUUUUUGGGAUUUCCAUUUUCAACUGAGGAAGAAAAUCGUGGCGUUCCAAAAGAAAUAGAAAAAAUGUGUAGCUUUGAGAAUAUGAAAAAUGUGGAUAUGAAUAAGACUAGCAAACAUUCUCUUGGGAUGUCUAAUAGUUCAUUCUUUAGAAAAGGUGAGAUAGCAGAUUGGGUUAAUUAUUUGACACCUGAAAUGGCUGAGAUUGGAAAGAAACUCAUUGAAGAAAAGUUUGGAGAGUCUGGUUUAAUGUUUGAUUUCUAG